Phycomyces blakesleeanus NRRL 1555(-) is the source of this 654-nucleotide messenger RNA. Its product is annotated as C2H2-type zinc finger transcription factor. Lineage: Eukaryota; Fungi; Mucoromycota; Mucoromycetes; Mucorales; Phycomycetaceae. The record is from RefSeq and is a predicted model, not a curated record. The transcript has a single exon. The coding region runs from base 1 to 654 and encodes 217 amino acids.
AUGCAAAAGAAUACAAGACAAGAAACAUAUAAAAUCGUUAAGACUCGCCCCCCUAAAAGGCAAGGCGAACUUAACUUUAGCAUCAAUUCAGGUGUUUUUACCUGCUCUGAAUGCGAAAAAGAGUUCGAAAAGCCUUGGUUACUGAAAAGGCAUUCGAAGGUUCACCAUAUAAGUAAUCAAAUGGCAACCAAUACUGUACUCGACGAACCCGAGCAGGCCGAAUUGAUAGUCGAGAACACUAUUCCGGAUGCUAAUGCAUUUGAUUACUCGAGUGACGAAGAUGACUCCUCCAGUAUCGGGGAUGAAGAAGACAACAUUGUAGACGAGGAAAACGAUAUUGUCGAUAAUUUCUUUGAUAUUGAAAUGAACAGUAAUCCAGUUUUCAACGCGUUCUCUGACAUGUUUUCUUCUGCUGCUGCUGCUGAUGAGGUAUCAAUGACCGAUGAUGACUCUGAGAUCCCGGAAGAAGUCUUUGAGACAAUUGGCGCUGUAAAUGACCCUACAAGCUGUUAUCCUUUUCGCGAUCUUCAAACCAUGAUCCUUUUCGCUUUUAUCGAUGGGGAUAAUGACAUGAUCUCCCAGCGAAUGUUGAAGAAGAUACUGCUUGCGAUGAACUUGAUCAUUAAGAUCCAGCAAGAAACUCCCAUAGGAUGA